Messenger RNA from Oppiella nova, 804 nucleotides. The record is from the annotation of a GenBank genome assembly. NCBI's taxonomy places the organism in Eukaryota, Metazoa, Arthropoda, Arachnida, Sarcoptiformes, Oppiidae.
AUGAAAGCUGAAAUCAAUGCCGAAAUGGAUAUUUUGUUGGAUAUUGAUAUGAGCUUUUCCUUACUCUCGAUUAAAAAACUCAAUAAAUCAUUUUAUCGAGAUCAACAAACUUUCACCGUAUUAGAUGGUAUUCAUCUCGAUAUUCAACAAGGAGAAUUUAUUUCUAUUGUCGGAAGCAGUGGCUGUGGUAAAUCGACCUUGUUGCGCUUAAUUGCAGGAUUAGAUAAAGACUAUCAAGGUGAGAUUUUACUGAAUCAAACACCAAUACAAGGGACAGAUUUAAAACGAGGUUUAAUUUUUCAGGAGCACCGUCUAUUGCCUUGGCUCAGUGUUUCCGAAAAUAUUCAUUUAGCGCUCGAAGAAACCGACUUAAGCCGUGCCGAAAAAAAUGCCCGUGUGGCAGAACAUCUUACAAUGGUGGGUUUAAAAGGUUUUGAAAAUGCUUAUCCACAUGAGCUAUCGGGUGGUAUGGCGCAGCGGGUAGCGAUUGCACGAGGCUUGGUUAAUCAGCCUGAUAUUUUACUUUUAGAUGAACCCUUUGGUGCUUUAGAUGCAAUUACACGUAGCCAUCUGCAAACUGAAUUACAACGUAUUUGGCAAGAUCAAAAGAUCACCAUGAUUCUAGUUACACAUGAUAUAGAAGAAGCGGUUUAUCUGGGUGAUCGCGUGAUCGUAAUGUCUGCUCGACCAGGAAAAAUUAAAGAAAUCAUUCAAGUUCCUUUGACCCAUCCAAGACAUAAAGACAGCGAAUUAUUAUUUAACUAUCGUAAUCAAGCACUCAAUAUGCUGGACCAUAGCGCAUAA